AUGGAUAUGGUAAUUCACGGCGCGGAUAUUUGUCUGGUUGUUGCAAUUUUCGAUGUUACCGUUGUGUUGGGGGCCAUUGUCGCACCUGGCACCAUUACUGACAUAAAGGCUGGAAAGUCUCGAUCUGUCGACGGCGUCUGCUGGUUCACGCAAAUGCGAGACUGCGGCAUCCCCAUCGUUGGAUGGUGUCAUGAUCUGGUCUCUGCUCAGGCUAUUUCUGGUCGGGAGGGUGAAUAA
Molecule: messenger RNA, 237 nt
Organism: Fusarium sp. VM40
Lineage: Eukaryota; Fungi; Ascomycota; Sordariomycetes; Hypocreales; Nectriaceae
Source: the annotation of a GenBank genome assembly